Sinocyclocheilus grahami is the source of this 1258-nucleotide messenger RNA. Its product is annotated as RING finger protein 151-like. The transcript has 7 exons. NCBI's taxonomy places the organism in Eukaryota, Metazoa, Chordata, Actinopteri, Cypriniformes, Cyprinidae. The record is from RefSeq and is a predicted model, not a curated record. Bases 175 to 1026 code for a protein of 283 amino acids. Gene Ontology annotation, biological process: regulation of canonical NF-kappaB signal transduction. Gene Ontology annotation, molecular function: zinc ion binding. Gene Ontology annotation, cellular component: plasma membrane signaling receptor complex.
CAGUAUUAAUCAUUAUCUACAUGAUACAGCUUUGUGGAAAUUAAUUUAUUACCUCUGCAAUCCAACAGCUGCCGCCUGGCUGUUUCUACAGCAACUGACCAGACCACCUUCAGCAAGCACACCUGAGAGAAGGAGGGAGAGAGGGGAAGACAAGAUACCACAGACUCUGUUAGGAUGGGCUACGAUCUAGAACGUUUUGUAGGCUAUGUGAACGAGGGUCUGCUGUGCUGUGUGUGUCAGGACGUGUUAGAAGAUCCUUUGCAGGCUCCGUGUGAACAUGCCUUCUGCAGCUCCUGCAUUCAUGGAUGGCUCGUCCACCAUAACACCUGUCCAGAGGACCGCUUGCCUUUAGACAUCACACAUCUACGCCCACUGUUCAGAUACAUGAGAAAUGAUUUAGCAAGGCUGCAGGUGAGGUGUGUGUUCCGGCCACAAGGUUGUGAGGUCACAUGCGCUCUGGAGUCAGUUCAUCGGCAUGAGCAACAGUGUGAUUACGCUUUGCUGAACUGCAGUACUGCAGGCUGCCCGGUUCAGGUGUCGCGGCGCUCUCUGGAAGCUCAUCUGUGUGUGUGUGAAUACAGCAGUAGAGUCUGUGCAAGCGGCUGUGGAUACACAAUCCUAAACACAGAGGAGGCCCAACACAACUGUGUAUCGGAUCUACGAGCUGAGCUGGACAUGCUCAGGGCAGAAUUGCACUGCAGAGUCGAAGAGGUGCGACAUGAAAUGGAAUCUCGCUUGGAUUCCCUAAGAAGACACAUGGUGCAGAAGGAGAGUCUGCUGAGGUGUGAAGUGGACGAACUGAAGAGCCAGCUGUCCAGAGUCAUGUCAGAUGUCAGCGUUCUGCUGGCUGCAGAGAGAGCGCGCAGACAAGAGCUGGAGAGGGCGGAGCUGGAGAAGGCAGAGCUUCUUGAACUUUUAAAAAAGGAGGGGCUCAGACCAGCCACGCCCUCUGGAGCAGCACCGCCCCCUGCUGAGGUGCAGAGAAAGCUGAAGCCUAGCUUUGGACUGCAUCAAAAGAAAGAAUAGAGAGGUGACAGUCAUCUGAGGACACUGCUUUUCACGGCAGAACAGUAAGGAAGAGGGAAUGUCACAUCAUAUGAUGCUAAUAGAAAACCACUGACUGGAACUCAUCUGAAUGAAGCCCCAUUAUUGCAGUUCCUCGGGGUGAACCGAAUGAUUGAUAUGAGAUUGGCUAUGUUCAAUGAUUUAUCCAAGUUGUGUAGUAAAAAUACUUUUUUGACCAAUUUUGUAUGUUUUU